AUGCCGCCCCGACUUUUCGAACGACUUUCGGCUGCCUUUUGGGGUUAUCUUUCUCCAAGACAGCCUGCGACCAAGAAGAGAAGCACUCCUGUCCACCAUGUUCGACCUUCGCGCGUCACUCCGACCAACUUUGUCACUCCUGAACGUCCUGGCAGUGGCUACUUACCACUCACACCAGCCGAUACACAUGCUGGCUCUAAGAGAAAGAGAGACCUCGAGGUUGAAGACCACAGAAAGAGAACCAGACAUGACGAUUUGGAAGAUGACGACUACUACGACGACAUCGAAGAAGUCCGUCUAGAAGAUGAGAAGCUGGAGAAAAUGGCAGGAUCCAAAGAGCUCUAUGAGCCUGAGGACAUUGAUAACUUGUACUCCGAAGAUGAUGAAUAUGACAGCGGAGACGAGGACGACGAGGAAGGUGCUCGCUACGACUACGACGUCUACAACCAUACCCUCAACCCCCCAAGACUGCCAGACCAAGGACUUGAAGGAUCUGUCGAUGAGGAUGAUGGCAUCAAGUACGACUACAACAUCUACAACCCUACCAUUCGCUCCAACAUACCUCUUCCAGGACAAAAAGCACUUCUCGAGAGCGCCCUACCUCGAGACGUCCCACAGAUCAUCAUCAACAGCACUGAAGACGAAAGUGAUGAAGACGUCAUCAACGUGAUCCCCAAGGAUGCUCCUUCUGUCUACGCUGACGGCGAUGAGGACUUCAUUGUCUUCAACGACACGGACGCCGAUGACAACUCCGCCCUUGACGUUGACACCUCUCCACACGCCAAUUCAUCAUUCCUCGCAGCUUCUCAGAAUGAACCCUCUCUUUUCGGUUCCUUCCUCGAAGAAGCUCAGGACGGCGAGGACACCAUUCUCCUGGACUCACGCGCCCGUGUCGGUAGUCUCGAAGACGAGCGCGUAUCCAAAGAUCAACUCCUUGCCCGUGGCUGGCCCCAAAACACAGUCUGGUUGAUUCAACGCAUUCACAACCGCGGCCGUGAACCCGUCUUCGCAUUCCACUGGCAUCUCGAUUUUCCCAUGAUGCCUGAGGGCAUGUUCUUGCCUGCCUAUCAUGAUCACCCUGGUUACAUCAACACUCUACGCAACAAAGACUUCCGUGCCAAACAUGCUUUCGAAAGACUGAUGCAAUUGGGUCCUAAAGUCCGCGACAAGAUCACUGUAGGUCUUGCUCCAGAGAAAUUGAUCGUGGAUGAAGUGCAACGGUAUAUGGCAUGGUCAGAUUGGGACUCCAGUAACCAGUUCCCCUCCUAUCCGUUCAUCGAGAUCCACACUGGCACCAGAGACGAAGACGUCAAUGCUCUACAAGAUGCUCUACUUCUUCGCCUUUCCAAUCUUCAUAAACACUGGCUUGCACCUUCUGACAAGGCGCCGAAACGUCCUGCCCCGUUCAUCAGACCUGCUGACGAUGACCUCGAUCAACCACCUCCGUUGUACGGUAUCCUGGUCUCGCAUACGCUGCUUGGUAUCGUUGCUUUUGUGCCUGGCGCUGAGGAUAGCGAUUCCAUCGGAUAUCUGCGUACAGUAGGUGUCUUUGACUUCAAUGUUGUGGGGUAUGAUGUGUGGACGAGUCUGGCAUUGGCUUUACUUGUCAUUCACGUCAGAGAUGAAGGUGUCAAGAGGGGGUGUUCGAGACGCAGAGAUGGUAUGAAGAAUCGAUGGGCGAGAGGGGGCGCAAGUAUGGAUCCUGACAGAUGA
Molecule: messenger RNA, 1713 nt
Organism: Aureobasidium melanogenum CBS 110374
Lineage: Eukaryota; Fungi; Ascomycota; Dothideomycetes; Dothideales; Saccotheciaceae
Exons: 1
Coding region: 1-1713 (570 amino acids)
Source: RefSeq, a predicted model, not a curated record